Messenger RNA from Armigeres subalbatus, 1137 nucleotides. RefSeq lists its product as uncharacterized. NCBI's taxonomy places the organism in Eukaryota, Metazoa, Arthropoda, Insecta, Diptera, Culicidae. The transcript has 2 exons. The record is from RefSeq and is a predicted model, not a curated record. Bases 1 to 1137 code for a protein of 378 amino acids.
AUGGCUUUGCGUCAGUACCACUGUCUUGAAAAACGCCUAUCUAAAGACCCAGAGCUGGCACAGGUUCUCGAACAAAAAAUCACAGACUACAUAAACAAAGGAUACAUACGGAAGCUUUCCCAAAAGGAAAUUGAUCAGCACUCCGCCCGCACUUGGUAUCUGCCCAUAUUUGCGGUGACGAAUAUAAAUAAACCGGGAAAGGUAAGAUUGGUGUGGGAUGCGGCAGCUACCGCCUUCGGCAAGUCACUCAAUUCUGCUUUGCUCAAGGGUCCAGAUCAAACGUGCUCUCUAUUUGCAAUUUUGCUCAGAUUUAGAGAAGGACGCAUCGGACUAACCGGGGAUAUACGAGAGAUGUUCCACCAGGUGCUAAUCAGGGAAGCAGAUCAAACUAGCCAGCGAUUCUUCUGGAAAGAAAGUACAGGUGAGAUAGGGGUUUACGCUAUGCGGGUCAUGACCUUUGGUGCGUGCUGCUCCCCCAGUAGUGCGCAGUUCGUUAAAAACAUGAACGCAGAACGGUUCAGAGAACGAUCUCCGGCGGCAUAUGAAGCUAUAACGAAGUCCCAUUACGUCGACGACAUGUUGAUAAGCGUAGAUUCCGAAGAAGAAGCUAUUCAACUAGCAAAUGAAGUGAAAAACAUUAAUGCAGCAGGAGGAUUUGAGAUCAGAAAUUGGAUAAGCAAUUCUACCCUAGUUCUUGCAACACUCAACGAAUCAACCACUGAAGAGAAAUGCCUUGAUCUAGCAUCCGAAAUGUUAACUGAGAAAGUAUUGGGAAUGUGGUGGAACACAGCAUCCGACGUAUUCACGUACAAGAUGGCCGCUGGUUCAAAGGGCCUGAUUUCCUCUGGCAAGAGGAAAAUCUAUGGCCGCAACAAUUGUUCGACCGUGUUCAGACCGUCGUGUUCGACCGUCAACGAACUUCGUCCCUCGUUUGUAGCAGUGCAUCAAACGCUAGAACCAGUCAUCUGUGUUGAAAACUACUCCAGCUGGUGCAAACUAGUCAGAAUUGUCGCCUACGUCCAACGUUUCUUGAAAAAAUUCCAACUUAAGCACUUAACCAAGUCGCCAAUAAUAAAAGAAUGUUUGUCCAGUGAUGAGCUUCGCAUGGCAGAAAACUACCUAUUGAGUCAAGCUUAG